This is a messenger RNA of Merops nubicus (carmine bee-eater), 5359 nucleotides long. Its product is annotated as hemicentin-1-like. The record is from RefSeq and is a predicted model, not a curated record. Gene Ontology annotation, molecular function: axon guidance receptor activity. Gene Ontology annotation, cellular component: axon; plasma membrane; neuronal cell body. Gene Ontology annotation, biological process: synapse organization; homophilic cell-cell adhesion. The transcript is spliced from 36 exons. NCBI's taxonomy places the organism in Eukaryota, Metazoa, Chordata, Aves, Coraciiformes, Meropidae. The annotation marks the transcript as partial.
AUGAUCCAAGCUGGUGGCCGUACCCUGCAGGUUAAGGAGGCUCAAGUAUCAGACACUGGUCGCUACACUUGUCUGGCAUCCAACAUUGCUGGAGAGGAUGAAGUAGAAUUUGAUGUAAAUAUACAAGUUCCUCCUAGUUUCCGAAAGGAGUGGGAAGCUGGUAACACAGUAGAUGCAGGAAGAGGUGGAGAAAGUAAAGAUGUGAUUGUCAACAAUCCCCUUUCACUGUACUGUGAGACCAAUGCUGUUCCUCCUCCAGUUCUUACGUGGUAUAAAGAUGGCUAUCCCCUGAGCUCCAGUGAUAAAGUAUUAAUAUUACCAGGCGGCGGGGUGCUGCAGCUGCCGCGGGCGCGGGCUGGCGACGCGGGCAGGUACACCUGUGUGGCGGUGAACGAGGCCGGCCAGGACUCCAUCCACUACGACGUCCGCGUGCUCCUCCCACCAUCCAUCAGUGGAGCUGAUGGCGAUCUGCCUGAAGAGGUGACUGUGCUUGUGACCAAGGUUGCAGUGAUGGACUGUGCUGCAAGUGGCAGCCCUUCUCCAAGUAUUGCCUGGCAGAAGGAUGGCCAGCUCCUAGCUGAAGAUGACAGACACACCUUUUUGUCCAAUGGAAGGAGGUUACAGAUUUUGAAUUCCCAAAUAACAGAUACUGGCAGGUAUGUCUGCAUUGUGGAAAAUGUAGCUGGAAGUGCCAAGAAGUAUUUUAACCUAAAUGUUCAUGUUCCUCCAAGUAUUAUUGGUACUAAUCCUGAGAACUUGACUGUGGUAGUGAAUAAUUUCAUCUCGCUGACUUGUGAGGUCACUGGCUUUCCACCUCCUGAUCUCAGCUGGCUCAAGAAUGGGAAACCUAUCAGCUCGAAUACCAACACUUUUAUCGUGCCUGGUGCUCGGACUCUGCAGAUUCCCCGAGCCAAACUACCAGAUGAUGGUGAAUAUACUUGUAUUGCCAGAAACCAAGCUGGGGAAAGUCAGAAGAAGAGUUUCCUAACUGUCCUUGUGCCCCCAAGCAUUAAAGACCAUAGUGGAACGUCAGUGACAGUGCUGAACGUGAGAGUGGGCACCCCAGUGAUGUUAGAGUGUGAAUCCAAUGCUAUUCCACCACCAGUCAUCACCUGGUACAAGAACAGGCACAUCAUUUCAGAGUCUGCAAAGGUGGAGAUCUUAGCAGGCGGGCAAACGUUACGAAUCAAGGGUGCAGAGGUUUCUGACACGGGCCAAUAUGUGUGCAAAGCCAUAAAUAUUGCAGGGCGAGAUGAUAAAAAUUUCCAUCUUAAUGUUUAUGUGCCACCAAAUAUAGAAGGCCCUGAAGAAGAGUCAGUCAACGAAACCAUCAGUAAUCCUGUUACCUUUGUGUGUGAUGCUACUGGAAUUCCUCCACCUACAUUAGUGUGGCUUAGGAAUGGAAAACCAAUAGAAAACUCCGAUUCUCUUGAUGUUCACAUUUUGUCUGGUGGAAGCAAGCUUCAGAUUGCUCGCUCUCAGCUUCUAGACAGUGGGACCUACACAUGUGUUGCCUCAAAUAUAGAGGGAAAAGCUCAGAAAAGUUAUGUGCUUUCUAUCCAAGUUCCUCCUAAUAUUGUUGGCUCUGAAAUGCCUAGUGAGGUCAGUGUCCUCCUGGGAGAAAGCAUCCAGCUCGUCUGCAAUGCCCAUGGAGUGCCCACGCCUGUUAUGGAGUGGCUUAAAGAUGGAAAAAUAGUUGCCAGUGAUGAUUUGGAGAGACUAAGAGUAACUCCAGAUGGCAGCACAUUAAACAUUUUCAGAGCUCUCAGUUCUGAUACUGGAAAAUACACUUGUGUGGCUACUAAUCCUGCUGGAGAGGAAGACCGAAUUUUCAACUUGAAGGUGGACGUUCCUCCAACAAUAGCCAAUAAUAAAGAUGAACCAGAGGACCUCACUGCCCUUUUGGACACCUCCCUAAAUAUUGAAUGUACUGCUACUGGAACGCCAGCACCACAGAUAAACUGGCUAAAGAAUGGCCUUCCUUUGUCUGUCUCCUCCCAAAUCAGGCUGCUCUCAGCGGGGCAAAUUCUCAGACUUGCCCGAGUGCAGAUUUCUGAUACUGGUGUGUACACCUGUGUAGCAUCUAACAAGGCUGGAGUGGACAACAAACAUUACAGCCUUCAAGUUUUUGUGCCACCAAGCCUGGAUAAUGCAGGAGGAACGGAGGAUGUGACUGUACUAAAAGGCAAUUCAGCUUUGAUGAAGUGUCUUACUGAUGGCACGCCUGCCCCCACCAUGUCCUGGUUUAAAGAUGGACAUCCUCUGAUACUUGGAGCUCACCUGACAUCAAGCAACCAAGGAAUGGUCCUUCAUUUUGUAAAAGCAGAGAUUGGUGAUACAGGCAAAUACACCUGUGUAGCAUCCAAUGAAGCUGGAGAUGUCAGCAAGCACUUUUCUCUAAAUGUGCUGGAGCCGCCCCACAUCAAUGGUUCAGAUGAACCAGAAGAGCUCUCUGUCAUUGUUAACAACCCUCUUGAACUUCUCUGCAUCUCUUCUGGCAUUCCAGUCCCCAAAAUCUCAUGGAUGAAGGAUGGGCGCCCACUUCUGCAGAAUGACAAUGUUCAUGUCCUGAGAGAAGUCCUUCGAAUAACCAGUGCUCAGGUGGAGGACACAGGAAGAUACACGUGUUUGGCAUCUAGCCCAGCAGGAGAUGAUGAUAAGGAAUAUUUAGUAAGAGUGCAUGUUCCCCCUAACAUUGCUGGUACCAGUGCUCCACAGGACCUGACUGUGCUGCAGAACAGACAAGUUAUACUGGAAUGCAAGUCAGAUGCUGUGCCACCUCCAACGAUCUCAUGGCUUAAAAAUGGAGAACUUCUAGAGGGGGAUCCCUUGCUCCUCCUGGAUCCUCUGAACAAUGCUAGAAGCCUUCGCUGCCCCGUUCUAUUAAAAAUUCAAAAGCCCUUUGACUAUGUAGCCCCCAAAAAAUGUGUUAUUCAGGGAACUCCUCGAGUCCGAGUCCUGUCUGGCGGGCGCUACCUGCAGAUCAAUAACGCCGAGCUGGGCGAUGCCGCCAGCUACACCUGCCUGGCCAGGAACGUCGCCGGGGAGACCACCAGGGACUUCCUGCUGGCCGUGCAUGUGGCUCCUACCAUCCAAAGCAGCCCUCAGACUGCUGUUGUGCAUAUAAAUGCUUCUGUGGUGCUGGAGUGUGCUGCAGAAGGAGUCCCAGCCCCAAGGAUUACGUGGAGGAAGGAUGGGGCUAUUUUCACUAGGAACAAUACGAGGUAUUCCAUGUCAGAGGAUGGAUCCCUGCACAUCCACUCAGCACACGUGAGCGACACGGGGCGGUACGUGUGCAUGGCCACCAACGCGGCCGGCACCGAGCGCAAACGGACGGAUCUGCAGGUUCUGGGUUCCUUAGUAAUCAUUUCUCCCACUGUGGAUGACACUGCUGUCUACGAGUGCUCUGUGUCAAAUGAUGCAGGAGAAGAUCAAAGAGCAGUUGAGCUCACUGUUCAAGUGCCCCCAUCCAUAGCAGAUGAAGCCACAGACCUUGUGGUAACAAAGCUGUCUCCAGUGGUCAUCUCCUGCACUGCAUCGGGGGUUCCUGUCCCCUCAGUCCACUGGACCAAAAACGGCAUAAAGUUGCUUCCCAGAGGAGAUGGCUACAGAAUCCUUUCUUCAGGUGCUGUGGAGAUCCCUGCUGCUCAGCUGGCCCACGCCGGACGCUACGCCUGCGUGGCGCGGAACGCUGCUGGCUCUGCUCACAGGCAUGCCACCCUCCGUGUCCAGGAACCCCCAGUUAUCCAAACUCAGCCAGGGGUGCUGGAUGUCAUUGUGAACAAUCCCAUCCUUCUACCGUGCGAAGCGACGGGUACACCUCGUCCCGUCGUGACGUGGCAAAAGGAGGGCAUCAACGUAGUCACAACAGGCAACAGUUACAUGGUUCUUCCGAGCGGGGGUUUACAGAUAGCAAAAUCAACUGUUCAGGAUGCUGGCACUUACAUGUGUGUUGCUCAAAACCCAGCUGGCACUGCUCUGGGGAAGAUCAAACUGAAAGUUCAAGUUCCUCCUGUUAUCAAGUCCCACCCCAAGGAAUAUGUUGCUCCUGUUGAUCAAUCUGUCACCCUGCAAUGCGAGGCUGAAGGCUACCCAGGGCCAGAGAUCAGCUGGCAUAAAGAUGGACAACAGAUAACCGAGUCCAUUAGGAGGAGAAUUCUCAGCUCUGGUGCUCUGCAGAUCGUGUUUGUGCAGCCUGGUGACGCGGGCCGCUACACGUGCAUGGCAGCUAACCUGGCAGGGUCCAGCACGUCCAGCGUGGAUCUCGCCGUGCACAUUCCACCCAAGAUUCGCAGUACGGAGAUGCAGCACACAGUCACAGAGGACUCCCAGGCUGUUCUGUCCUGCGUGGCUGAGGGGAUUCCAACACCAACAAUCCUCUGGAAGAAGGAUAAUACACUGUUAACAGGGGUAGUAGGAAGAUACCGGGCUAUGCCAGAUGGAGGCCUCAUUUUGGACAAUGUUGUUCCUGAAGAUUCUGGCAGUUACACCUGUAUUGCUAACAAUGCUGCUGGAGAAGACACACACACUGUCACCCUGGUAGUUCAUGUACUUCCAGCUUUUACAGAACUGCCUGGAGAUGUAGCUUUGACCAAAGGAGAACAACUCAGAUUAACGUGCAGAGCAACUGGGAUACCUGUACCCAAAAUAACAUGGACCUUUAACAAUAACAUCAUUCCAGCACAAUACGACGAUGUAAACGGGCACAGCGAACUCGUUAUUGAAAGAGUAUCUAAAGAUGACUCUGGCACCUAUGUGUGCACAGCAGAAAACGCAGUUGGCUCAAUCAAAGCUAUUGGCUUUGUGUAUGUCAAAGAGCCUCCGGUCUUUAAAGGGGAUUACCCCUCUAGCCGAAUCGAGCCGUUGGGUGGCAACGCUAUCUUGAAUUGUGAAGUCAGAGGAGAUCCACCUCCAACCAUCCAGUGGAGCAAAAAAGGAGUCGGCGUUCCAAUUAGCAACAGGAUCCAACAGCUUAACAAUGGUUCCCUUGCUAUCUACGGCACUGUCAAUGAAGAUGCUGGUGACUACAAGUGUGUGGCUACCAAUGAUGCUGGUGUGGUGGAACGCAGUCUGACGCUGACGCUUCAGAGUCCUCCAGUCAUUACUGUUGAACCUGUAGAGACAGUUGUUGAAGCUGGUGCCACAGCCAUUCUGAACUGCCAGGCAAGUGGAGAGCCUCCCCCAACCAUCCAGUGGUCGCGCCGAGGCGGCCCGGCUGUGAGCGAGGAGAGAGUGGCUGUCCUGUCCAACGGCUCCCUGCGCAUCGUCACAGCACGGAAGGAAGAUACGUCUGAAUAUGAGUGUGUGGCGAGGAAUCUGAUGGGAUCUGUUCUGGUGAGGGUACCACUGACUGUCCAGG